Molecule: messenger RNA, 2079 nt
Organism: Rhinichthys klamathensis goyatoka
Lineage: Eukaryota; Metazoa; Chordata; Actinopteri; Cypriniformes; Leuciscidae
Gene: odad1
Product: outer dynein arm docking complex subunit 1
Exons: 14
Coding region: 36-1727 (563 amino acids)
Biological process (GO): cilium movement; outer dynein arm assembly
Cellular component (GO): axoneme
Source: RefSeq, a predicted model, not a curated record
GUUUUGUGACUAUAGUCAUCAUCAUCAUCAUCAGCAUGCCUCGUGGAAGAUCAGCAACCAGUGCCCUCUCUGACAGCAGUGACUUGGAAUUUGAUGGAAUUGCUGAGACAGAGAUUGAAAAACUGCAGAGACAGUUUCGUAUAACGGAGGGGGAUCGGCAGGCCUACAGCAUCCAGUCACAGGAAAAAAUUCGCAAACAGCGCCAGGAGAUUUCUAAGCUGCGUGAGGAACAGGAGGAGUUGCUUCGUGUGCUCGAGUGCCAAUCGCAUAGAAAGAACGACAAUCAGGACACUGAGAGUAUCCAAACUCUGCUGGAGCAACGAAACACGCUGGAGGAUCAACUAGACAAUGAGAGACAGACCCAAACACAGAUGGAACAGGAGAUCAUGAAUAUGGAGAAAAGGCUGGUGGAAGUGAAAAGAGGAGAGGUUAUGGCUUCCCAGAGUCACAUGUCUCAGGCCCGCCAGACUCAGAAGGCCACACGCACCCUGGAGAACAAACUGGACCGGGCUCUUAUUCGGUUUAACGAACAGCUGACGAAGAACAGCCAGUUCAGAGAAGAGCUCGAGACACUCCGCAUGGAACGCGUCCGAUUCCAGCAGCUGCAUCGCAGACUGGAGAAGGUAUUGCAAGAUGUUCGUAAGGAUAUUGGUGAAGUUAUCGACAUGUCAACCUCAGCUUAUGAUGUGAGAGAGGAGGCACAGACCAAAAUUACCAUGAUGAAGGAGAAGGCGAUAAAGGAUUUUGCGCAGUACUCAGCUGAGAUGAAGGAGCUGGAGAGAGUCAUCGCUCAUGAACGCCGACUCAAAGAGUUCAUGACCACCAAGAGUAAUGAGAGAACCGCCUUGGAUGAUGGACAGGAAAUGAGACGCAGACAAGAGAUGAAGGAGCAGAGGAGGGCAGACGCCGGAGAGGAGACAUUUGACACUCUGGAGGAGGUUUUCCAGCGGAUCAAGAGAUUGACUGGGGAAGAUAAUUUGAAGAUGUUGGUUACAAAUUUCAUUCAGGUUGAGGACAAGAACUUUGCUCUUUUCAACUUUGUGAAUGAACAGAACAUAGAAGCUGAGAGACUGAGAGAGCAAAUCCAUCAGAUUGGAGAAGAGAUGAAGCAGUUGCACAUGAAAGGUGUCCAAAAGGAACAGGAAAAUCAGGUGGCGUUAAAAGAGUCGAUGGAUCUACAGCAAGAGUGUGAGACACAAGCUCAACAGUAUGAAGCCCAGGCCGAUGACAUCAGCAAGAUCCUUCAUCAGAUCAAAACCGGGACAGACCGUGUGUUCAAUAAGAUUGACUGCGACCGGACACUGGUGGUAGACAUGCUGGGCUCUUCCUCUGGGAUCAGAGACAGUAACAUCAUGACGUACCUCAGCCUGGUGGAGCAGAGAACCAGUGAACUGCUCACCAUUCAAGCCUUCAUUAAUUCUAAGGACCUGGAGAAGAGUUACGACCUGAAAGAGGUCGCUCAGUUCCUGCUGGGUCAGAAACCAGAUGUGCUGAGACACGCAGAGAUCGUUCAGCCGCCCAUUACCAGGCAUGAUUAUGAGGCUGAGGACUCUUCUCUCACAGAUGAGGAGGAUCGACCUUUGACCCACAAAGAACUCCAUCAGCAUGUUAUGAUGAGCAGUGUCGUGCGUAAAGACGAGUCUCUGCGUGCAGGAGGAGGCAGAGAUGUGAAAACCCCUAAGAGCAGCACCAUGUCUAGCAGCAGACAGCGCUCGCUGGAGCCUUAAGACACUAUCUGGUCUUCUAAUAAAAAAAGUUGAAAAUUAUAUAUAUAGGCUAUAAUUCUUUUUCAGCUCCAUUCAAACAUGCUUAAUAGCUAUCUAGCUAGAUUAUACCUAGGUCAUUCAUUCUAUCAUUAUUUACUCAUUAACCCGUAUGCUGUUCUAUGGAACAAAUGUUAAGAGUUUGGAAUGACAUGAGGGUGAGUAAAUAAUUACAGAAUUGUCAUUUGAUGAACAGUUCCUAAUAACAAACAGAAGAGGGCAGAAUUUAGCCAAAGUUAGUGAGUCAGUUCGAUCAUAGAACUCCCACAAUGCUCUCAUGUCUGUCAUGUUUACAGUAUAUUUGAAUAAAUCAACA